This is a messenger RNA of Periophthalmus magnuspinnatus, 1664 nucleotides long. Its product is annotated as H-2 class I histocompatibility antigen, Q9 alpha chain-like. The transcript is spliced from 7 exons. Gene Ontology annotation, biological process: immune response. The record is from RefSeq and is a predicted model, not a curated record. The coding region runs from base 53 to 1132 and encodes 359 amino acids. Gene Ontology annotation, cellular component: external side of plasma membrane. Lineage: Eukaryota; Metazoa; Chordata; Actinopteri; Gobiiformes; Gobiidae.
UGCCCUAACAGCCAGCAUCCCAGUUCAAUAUCUAACUGCAGUAUGUAAAAUAAUGAAGACUGUUUUUGUUUUGACCCUCCUGGCAUUAGGGGUACAUGGGGCAGUGGCAGUCACUCACUCUCUCACGUACUUCUACACUGCAUCCAGAGGGAUUCCAUCUUUCCCUGAGUUUGUGACAGUUGGAUUGGUCGACGAACAACCAAUAUCUUAUUAUGACAGCACCCAAAGAAGAGAGGUCCCCAAACAGGAGUGGAUGGAGCAAACGGCAGAUGAAGAAUACUGGGAAAAACAGACACAGAUAUCCAGGGCAACGGAGCAAAGAUUCAAAGCCAGCAUAAACACUGUCAUUCAGCGCCUCAAUCAAACAGAAGGGCCCCAUAUUGUUCAGAACAUGUACGGCUGUGAAUGGGACGACAAAACUGGAAAGGUUAAUGGGUUCAAUCAGUUUGGUUACAAUGGAGAGGACUACAUCGUCUUUAAUCUGGAAACUGAAACAUGGAUCGCCCCAAAACACCAAGCCAUGAUCACAAAAAUGAAAUGGGACAGGGACGAGGCAAAAAUUCAAAAGGAUAAAAUGUAUUUGACUGGUGUGUGUGUUGACUGGUUAAAGAAGUAUCUUGAAUUUGGAAAAGAGUCCCUGAUGAGAACAGAGCUCCCCACUAUCUCCCUCCUGCAGAAGUCGUCCUCGUCCCCGGUCACCUGCCACGCCUCAGGUUUCUACCCCAACAGAGCCAUGCUGUUCUGGACUAAAGAUGGACACGAGCUCUAUGAGGGCGUGGACCCCGGGGAGAUCCUGCCCAACCACGACGGGACCUUCCAGAAGAGUGUGGAGCUGGACGUGUCCUCGGUCCCACUUGGAGACUGGGGCAGGUACCACUGUGUGUUCCAGCUGUCUGGAGUCAAAGAGGACGUCCUCACACAACUGGACAAAGACAGCAUCAGGACCAACGAGAGGAAAAUGCACAUGUCUCCCAUCAGUAUAACUGUCUGCAUAAUCCCUGCACUCGUGGUCUCUGUUGCUCUGCUGUGCGCUGUUGUCCUCUUCCUCAAAAUCAAGAACUAUGGGACAGAGGCAAAAUCUCCACUAUAUCCUCCAUCUUACUCUGAGGUUGAAUCUCAUCCUAAAGCCUGAAUAAGCAACACACAUAUUGCACUAACACUUUACAGUCCUGGUUUCAGCCCAGUUUAGACCUAAAGUAGACUUGGUUUGGUCCUGUUCAGGUCCUGAUUUAGUCUAGUUCUGGUUUAAGUUCAGGGUUUAGUCCCAGUUUAGGGCUGCAACAAUUAAUCAGAAUAAUCAUAAAUGACUUCUUAAAAUCAUGGACUAGUUUAAUAAUCGUUAAUAUUUUUCUGGAACAUAAACAAACAUGUACCAGGAAAACAUUUGAUCACAACAGAAACAGCACCAUUAUUAAAUCAAAAUGAGACGGGAAGAAAGUUUAUUUUGAGAUAUUUUGGCUUGUCGACUACUAAAAUAAUAGUUGCAGCUCUACAGUUUUGAACGUUGCAGUGUGAAGCGUUAGUGGUUAAACAGAGUGGAACAUCUUAUCUGCUGCAGCGCGGGUUUGAGUCUCCAUCGUUUGGCCAAAAGUCUCUACCACUGUAUUCUCGGAUACUCUGUUGUGUCAAUAAACCCUAAAAUGGUCCAGAAAUAAUAAAAAACA